Messenger RNA from Saccostrea cuccullata (small rock oyster), 3610 nucleotides. RefSeq names its product islet cell autoantigen 1-like. Gene Ontology annotation, molecular function: protein domain specific binding. The transcript has 16 exons. The record is from RefSeq and is a predicted model, not a curated record. The coding region runs from base 164 to 2002 and encodes 612 amino acids. Gene Ontology annotation, cellular component: Golgi apparatus. NCBI's taxonomy places the organism in Eukaryota, Metazoa, Mollusca, Bivalvia, Ostreida, Ostreidae. Gene Ontology annotation, biological process: regulation of transport.
CCGGAAGCUAUCGAGUUAGCUUCGUUGUAAACAUGGACGAAUGCAGAUGUCGAUGAUGCGGAUAAAUUAUUGGGGAUAUUUUUUGAUAUUUUCAUAGUUUCCUAAGAGCUACUCUUACUUACAAAGACUAAAGUGAAGAACUCUUGGAGACAGGAGGAAGACAAUGACGACCCAGGGUUAUUCCGGGCCUAACUAUGAUAAGUGGGUGGAGAGGACAGAGACUUCUACACUACAUAAGAUGAAGGAGACAUUCUGGACCACUAAGCAGGCUGUAAUACAGAAGCUGGGCAAGAAAGAGGACGAACACGUGGUGGCCUCGGACUCCGAACUCGAUUCUAAGUUAGAGGUAUUUAGAGCUAUCCAGAAAUCUUCGAUGGGUUUACUGAGGGUAUUAGAGAAAUAUCAGGACAGGCUAUGUGUGUUGUCACAAGAGGAGAAUGCUACAGGAAGAUUCCUGAAAUCUCAGAGUAACCUGGACAAAACGAGAGCUGGCAAAAUGAUGGCUGCUGUAGGAAAAUCACAAAGCUUUGCUGCUCAGCAAAGGUUAUCACUACGAGUGCCUCUAGUACGUCUGUACCAGGAAGUGGAGACUUUCCGAUACCGUGCCAUAUCUGACACUCUGAUGACUAUAAAUAGAAUGGAGGCAGCCCGGACGGAGUACAGGGGGGCCCUACUGUGGAUGAAGAAUGUCUCGGAGGAACUCGAUCCUGACACCUACAAACAACUGGAAAAGUUCCGAAAAGUGCAGGCCCAGGUUAGAAAGACGAAGGCCAAGUUUGACAAGCUGAAGUUGGACGUGAUGCAGAAGGUGGACCUGCUAGCCGCAUCUCGCUGUAACAUGUUCUCUCACGUUCUCGCUAAUUACCAAUCUACGCUGCUCCACUUCUGGGAGAAAACUUCACGCACCAUGACAGCUGUGGCAGAAAGCUUUAAAGGAUACCAAUAUUAUGAAUUCAACAUCAUCAAAGAACUGGCUGAACCCAGUAAAAAGUUGUCAGAGGAAACGUCAAAAUCGGAACCAGCAGAGCGAGACACCGCUGACGAGGAGUUUGAUCCCAGCAACUGUAAAAAGUGCACAAGUAGAAAGUCAAAUGAAGAGUCACAGUCAAUUGUCUCCAGGUACACAGAGGAGGACGACCAGAGCGAGGGGAUUUGUCCGGAGUGUGGACAUUUCUUUCAAGGAGAGGGAGACAACUAUCCUAGCACUGAUCUAGGACAGAAUGCUAACACUGAGAGUAGUCUCCCUUCACAGAUACAGGAAAUGUGUUCAGAAUCAAGUGAAGAUAAUAGGUUGAUAGCAUUUGAUGAGGAAGAAGGAGAAACAGAAAAUGCAGAAAUUAGAAAUGACAGCCUACAGAAUCUAUAUGACAUGAGUACAGAAAAUCAGAACAAUUCCACUGACCUUGGGAACAAUGUUAAGGAUGCCGCUCCAUUUAUAGAGAUGGAGGAAGACUCUGGAGAAUUAAAAGAGGAAGAUUUUGAUUUCUCUGGAGCGUUUACAUCGAGUGAGAAACCGGCCGGGUCAAAGUCAGAGAAAGUGAUCUCUGACCUUUUGGCCGAUGACCUUCCUCUGGGUCAGGACGACACGGACAAGGACGACCUGACAAUUCUUAACGAGAUCCUGAACGCCCCCUCCACAGGCGGUGACGACUUCUCCAAGGAGUGGCAGGCAGUGUUCGGAACCAUGCCCCUCUCUACCGGCACCACCUACACCCAGGGGGAGACGGAUCAGGCCGAGUUCAUGCCCUCUAACCUCCUGGAUCUCAACAAACAGAUGUCAGACAUGAGCUUAUCUCAGAGUACCCCAUCUGCUGGAGCCCAGGCUUCAAGUAAGCCCCCCGUCUCCAACAAGUCACAGCCACAGCAAACCAAAUCAAAAACCAGUAAACAGGGGAGGAAGGACAUGUCGGCGUGGUUCAGUCUCUUUGCUGACCUUGACCCUCUCUCUAAUCCUGACGCGGUCGGGAAGACGUCGGACGACAUGCAGAGUGCCCAGUUCUAGUCCUACGCUGAACUCAUUAACUUGUCAUGACAACAACACCAUUCUCCUCAUCUCGUGAUUGUGAACUCUAUUAUCUACAUACGGCAUUUAAGCUUAUAAAUUCAUUCUCCUUCAUUCUGUUGAUAUCUUUCUCCCAGUAUAAAGUAAUGUUUUCAGAAAUGUUAGUUUUACAACAGAUCCUAUUUGUUAUAUUUCUUCUCAGCUAUCAUUCAGUGGGUUACUGACAGGGUAUUAUAUUUGGAUAUCUAAAUAAUCUUGUUCUACAAGUAUUUGUGUAGUGUAUUCCUAAAAGAAAUCCUCUUUGAAUAACAAUUCAAUAAUCAAUCCUUAUGUGCUCAGUUGUUAACAUACAUGUUUUUUUUUUUUUAAUAAUAUUCAAGUAAUCUCUUUAUAGAUGAACUUUAGGUAAUAUUUUAUUUUCAGUUGAUCUGUAUGAACUGAAUCUCAGAUUGUGAUAUAAGUAAUAAUGAUAUCAACUGACUCUGUGUCCUCUAAGAUUGUACUAUUGUUUGUAUCUUUUGUUAUAGUGACAUUCCUUACUGUUGUUAUGUUAUAGAUUUUGUAGAUUUUAUAUUCAUAGAUGUGCAUAUCUUAUGAGCAGUUUAUGACACAAAUGCAGGUAUAUUAUAUAUGGAAGAUGUUUAAUAACUAUUAUGCAAAAUUUUGAAAAAAUUGACUGUUCAGAUUUUUUUCAAUAUUCAAUUUAGAAACAAGUUUAUUUUGUAGAAAUUAUGUAAAGUUUUCUUUGCCUUUGUAACUAAAUGAAUGCAAUUGUUUUGUUUUGCAGUUUAUUUCAUUGUUUUGUAAUCAGUUCUAACUACUUCAGAUUUUGGUAUUCGAAUACUUGUGUAACAUUCUGACAGUAUUGGUCAUGUACCAGUAGUAACAAGCUAAAAUUAUUAAUUGAUAGGGAAGAAGGGCAUUGGGUGGGAGGGUCCAUCUUUCAGCAAGAUUUAUUGAGUGGUAUAUUAGUGAUAUAUCUAGCAUUGUUAGAUGAGACUGAAUGUUUACGCAUUAAGAAUGAUUGAGAGACAUUUAUCUCGUUUCUGUUGUUAAUGUUUAGGAGUGCAAUACAUGAAAUAUUAACGCAUUAUCUUUAAUAUGUAGAAAAAUAUUUAUACAUAUUAUCAUGUAGAUUUAUCUUCAUAUAUUUCUUUUAUUUGAAGCACCCAGAUUUGCAAGCAAUGCACAAAAUCUUCAUUAAUUAAAGGUAUUUAAAAAGGAAUGAGUGAUACAGUGUAUUUGCAAUUGUUUUUAUCAAUACAUGUAUACACAAAUUGAGUUCAAGUAUUACAUUGUAUUUACAUUUUGAAAAUUCCUAAAAUUCUGUUGUGAAUCUCUCUCAUUCCAUGUGGAUUCAAUUACAUUCCAUUCCAGAAAAAUUAUUACCUGUUGAGAUCUCGUUUUAUGACAGCUUUAUUGGCUCAGCUUUUCUUUAUUCGAUGAAAUCCAGCAUGAAGGUUGUGGGGCAUUUUUUUCCAAUAUUAUUUUAUUGUGAUAUUAGUGUAUGUGUAUUUUUGUUUAUUUUUUGCUAUUGUUAUAUUUCAUAAUGUCGGAUUUGUCCUUUCUGUAAAUUUGACAAUAAAUUCAUGUCUCAUAUCAUGCAAA